Porites evermanni is the source of this 1486-nucleotide messenger RNA. The record is from the annotation of a GenBank genome assembly. NCBI's taxonomy places the organism in Eukaryota, Metazoa, Cnidaria, Anthozoa, Scleractinia, Poritidae.
UUACCAGAUGAUUUACUGGCGUCACUUGCUGAUGGUGUAGUACUUUGUCAUCUUAUUAAUAACAUCAGGAAAGGAAUGAUACCUAGCAUUCACAUUCCCUCAGCAGGCGUGGUGAGUGCAAUGGUAACUCAUAUUAGUGAAUGCUCUUGCGACAAAAGACUUUCUCCGAAUUCCAAAAACCGCCAUCUUUCUAAAUGAAAGUAGUCAUGUGUUAAACCUUUUAUUUUUUUGCAUAAGAACAGAAUAUCCUUUUGAUAUCCAAAGCUUCGUACUUUCCCUCGUUUGAAACAGAGUCUGGGAACAACUCAGAAAUGUUUUCAAGUGUUAAUUUGCAGAAAGGCUGAGUGCUGAUUGAGGCGCUGUGUAUUUUAAAUACACAUGAAUGGUCAUCUUAUUUCUUGUUGCUUUGCAGCCUAAACUAACAAUGCCUAAAUGUCAGAAAAAUGUGGAUUAUUUUCUUGAAGCUUGCAGAAAGCUUGGAGUUACCAAGGUAAACAAAACUGUCUUUUGACAGUGUAUAGAAAGCAAGUUUUAAAGAUACAACGGGUUCAGUUAGCCUGUAAUGCAGGUCAGCGCUCAGUGUUGUCGACAUCCUUGACUGAAAACGUAAGGAAAUUUAGGGGAGUUGAAAAUAGCAAUCCACGUGGAAGACCUUAUUAGGAUGACAGAGCGAAUUGAGGGGAGAGGGGUGGAGGAAGAAAAUACGGAUCAAUCUACCUACCCCUCCCCUAACCCAACAUUUUGCCUUAAGUGAGAAGUAAGUGUUAAUGUUGACUUAGGGAAGGGAUAGGUAUGCAGUUUCCCAGAAACCUAAAUUAAUCCGAAAAUGCUUCUUUCUCUCUACUUUGUCUCCAUUACUCCUUGUGGUUUUUGGAGGAGCUAACUUAAGAAUCUGCGCGCCCCAAGAAAGUGCACGUUUUGCGGGCUAAGAUGUGUUGGAACACUAGACUACUUAUUUGUUUACAAGUUAGUCUUGUUCUGAAUGGAACUGUCGCUACGGUUUAAUGGCAUAAGCAGCUCGUUUAGUAUAGCCAACAUCAUCCCUUCUUCAAUUUGCAGUAGAUUCGUGCGACUUUUGGGACCUCGUUUUCAUUUCAUUUUAAAAACUUAUCAAUAAAUCCACCGGGUAAAAACUAUUCCGAUAAAGUUUUAGUUCCCCUCGCUCCAAUGCACGUAUUCAGCCAAUGUGAGAAGUAUUUUCUUCUAACCCUUAUUUGAAUCAAAUGCGUGAGAUUUUCGUUUUGUCAUGAACGGGAUUUCCGAGAACGUCCCAGCGACUCCCAGAGAUUUCCGAAUGUUGUAGGAAAUUUCCCAAGAUGUUCCGUCACCGAAGCUAUUUAAAAUUUCUUACAUAAGGUGAUCCUGUCUUUGUUUUCUUUGUUAGGAUAAGCUCUGUACACCAUCCGACAUUCUGGAGGAGAAAAGUCCGCUUAGAGUUUGCCAGACUGUAGAAUCAUUAUUGGAACAUGUAGAUGGAGGAGUAUAG